AUGACUUUGAGAAACAACUCCUCUGUGACCAAGUUUAUUCUUGUGGGAUUAUCAGAACCGUCAGAGCUCCAGCUCCCCCUAUUUCUCCUGUUCUUGGGGAUCUACAUGCUCACCAUGGUGGGCAACAUGGGUUUGACCGUCUUAAUUGCACUGAAUUCCAGCCUUCACACCCCAAUGUACUUUUUCCUCUUGAACUUGUCCUUUAUAGAUCUCUGUUAUUCUUGUGUGUUUACUCCCAAAAUGCUGAAUGGUUUUGUAUCAGAAAAUACCAUCUCUUAUGUGGGGUGCAUGGCUCAACUGUUUUUCUUCUGCUUCUUUGUCAACUCCGAGUGUUAUGUGUUGGUCUCGAUGGCCUAUGAUCGCUUUGUGGCCAUCUGCAACCCUUUGCUGUACACAAUCACUAUGUCCUCUCAGCUGUGCUCUUUGCUGAUGCUUGGCUCAUACGUGAUAGGAUUUGCUGGGGCCAUGGCCCACACAGGCAACAUGCUGAGACUGAUCUUCUGUGAUUCUAAUGUCAUUGACCAUUAUCUGUGUGAAGUCCUCCCCCUUUUGAAACUCUCCUGCACCAGCACCUAUGUCAAUGAGCUGGUGUUUUUCAUUGUUGUUGGAGUGGUCAUUACAGUAUCCAGUAUCAGCAUUUUCAUCUCUUAUGCUUUGAUUCUUUCCAACAUCCUCCGGAUUCCUUCUGCUGAGGGCAGAUCCAAAGCCUUCAGCACGUGUGGCUCCCACCUAACUGCUGUUGCUUUGUUUUUUGGGUCAGGAGCGUUUGCCUAUUUAACCACCUCUUUUCCUGGGUCUAUGGUUCAGGGCAAGUUAGCAUCAAUAUUUUACACCAAUGUGGUUCCCAUGCUUAAUCCUUUGAUCUACAGCUUGAGGAAUAAAGAUGUUAAACUUGCCCUGGAUAAAACUUUGAAGAGAGUGCUCUUCUAA
This is a messenger RNA of Lepus europaeus (European hare), 930 nucleotides long. RefSeq names its product olfactory receptor 8B4-like. Gene Ontology annotation, cellular component: membrane. Bases 1 to 930 code for a protein of 309 amino acids. The record is from RefSeq and is a predicted model, not a curated record. Gene Ontology annotation, molecular function: G protein-coupled receptor activity; olfactory receptor activity; odorant binding. Gene Ontology annotation, biological process: G protein-coupled receptor signaling pathway; sensory perception of smell. NCBI's taxonomy places the organism in Eukaryota, Metazoa, Chordata, Mammalia, Lagomorpha, Leporidae. The transcript has a single exon.